Molecule: messenger RNA, 873 nt
Organism: Magnusiomyces paraingens
Lineage: Eukaryota; Fungi; Ascomycota; Dipodascomycetes; Dipodascales; Dipodascaceae
Exons: 1
Coding region: 1-873 (290 amino acids)
Biological process (GO): fatty acid catabolic process
Molecular function (GO): 2,4-dienoyl-CoA reductase (NADPH) activity
Source: RefSeq, a predicted model, not a curated record
AUGACUUCUCUUGAUAAAUCCUUUCUUGAUACCUCUGUCUGGAAAAAAGACAUUUUCAAAGGCAAAGUCGCAUUCAUUACUGGUGGUGCAGGCACCAUUGGCCGUGUCCAGUCCCAGGCCCUUGUUCUUCUAGGCGCCGAUAUCGCCAUCAUAGGUCGCAGAGUCGAAGUCACCGAAAAGGCAGCUCAAGAAAUUGCACAGCUUCGUCCUGGUGCAAAAGUCCUGGGUAUUGGUGGUGUUGAUGUACGUGAUGUGAGUUUGCUUAAAAAGGCUGUCGAACGUACUUUGCGUGAACUCGGCCGUAUCGAUUUUGUCAUUGCCGGUGCUGCUGGGAAUUUCCUGGCACCAUUUGCUGGUCUUUCAACAAACGCAUUUAAAACUGUAGUCGACAUUGAUUUGGUUGGCUCCUAUAAUACCGCUAAAGCCACUUUUGAAGCCGUCCGAAAGACCAAGGGCGUGUAUCUCUUUAUUUCAGCAGGACUUCACUAUGCUGGAACUCCAAUGCAAUCACAUGCCUGUGCGGCCAAAGCUGGCGUCGACGCUCUUUCAAAUAACAUGGCAAUCGAGCUGGGACCUCUUGGGAUCCGGUCUAAUACCAUUUGCCCAGGCGCUAUUGAAGGUACUGAAGGCAUGGAUCGUUUGGUCCCCAAAGAAGAGCUUAAAGAAAUGGUGUCCAAGAUUCCUUUAGGAGCCAUGGGCAAACCCCAGGAUAUUGCAGAAGGCACAGUAUUUUUGCUUUCUGAUGCCGCAAAGUAUAUUUCUGGAACAACCCUUGUUGUUGAUGCUUCGCAAUGGCGCAUGGGAAACUUUGCUGCUAUCAACUCUUACCCGCAAGUCUUGUCAAACUUGAAUGGUGGAAAAAACAAAAUUUAG